CGCGGAAGCUGGUCAGCGACCCCGAAAGGACCGGGUGAGGUGGUGCGGGGGUGCGAGGGAGCCUCGGCUCGGGAUGUGUUCUGCGCUGUUCGGUCUGUGAGAUACAGCUGCCUGUAAGAAGACGAAUCUCAAAGUUGUAUAAAAUACACAUACUUUGAUAAUAAAUGUGUAUUGACUUUGACUUUAUGCCCGUUGUUCUCAAGGAUGGGCUUGUGUGGUGAUGAUGGGGUUAUUGAAACCUAGUAAACAGCAUUGGAAUGGGAAAGAAGAAGGAAAGACUGAGUUCUACUCAGGAUGAUGAGGCAUCUGAUAAUCAUGUGCCUCAAUGUACUCACUUUCCUAAGGGAUUGAACCAACGCAUGGUUAAGAAAGUUUUUGACCGGGAUUGGUGCAAUGCUUGUGAUGUCUGCAAAGCUGAGGACAAAACCGAGAGCAAAUGUGAGGAAACUGAUGAAACGCUAACCAUCUGGUUAUGCUUAAAAUGUGGGCAUAAGGGUUGUGGGAGGUAUUCAGAAGGACAACAUGCUGUUAAGCACUACAAGGGGCCACAUUCAGAUGCACAUUAUGUGGCUCUUUGUUUGGACAACUGGAGCGUAUGGUGCUAUUUGUGUGAUAAUGCAGUACAUUACGAAGCCAUGGACCAGUUAGGACAACUUGUGAGCCUUGUCAAAAAAAUGGUUGCUGGUAAAUCCACUAAAGAAGCUACAUCCCCUCUGUCACAUGAAAAUGAUAAUGAUAAGGGAAGACAAGACAAUGAAACAGAUGCUGAGAAAGAAAGCAGUUGGGAAGAGAAGAAACAGCAAAUAUCAGUGAAAGGACUUAGCAAUCUUGGGAAUACAUGUUUUUUCAAUGCUGUCAUACAGAUCUUGUCACAGACCUAUGUGCUGGAUGAGAUGAUUCGUGGAACAAAAAUCAAUGGAACUACAUUGACAAUUAUAACUCGUGAUUCUUCAGACCUGGAACCUCUAAAGAUACACACUGAUCAACUAGGUCCACUGUCAUCUGCAAUGCAUCAAUUUCUUCUUGCUAUUCAACACACCAGAGAGAGUGUUGUUACUCCAAAGGAGCUGUUCACUCAAGUCUGUAAAAAGGCCGUGCGCUUUAAAGGGUUUCAACAGCAAGAUAGCCAGGAGUUACUUCAUUAUUUAUUAGAUGGAAUGAGAACCGAGGAGAUCAAACGAUUUGGUGCUGCCAUUUUAAAAGCCUUAAAUUAUCCUUCAGAGAAGAGGGAAGAUGAAGAAUCCAGGAAAAUCAGGAAAGUAUAUGAAAAUGAGGCUUCCAUGCUGAAUUUUGUUGACCAGGUUUUUGGUGGGACUUUGACAAAUACAAUCAUGUGUGAGGAGUGUAAAGUGGUUACAUUAGUGAAAGAAACCUUUUUAGACUUGUCACUACCUGUUUUGGAUGAUCAGGGUGACAAGAAGAAAUCCCAGAGAAAGGGUGGAAGAAACACUACUGAGAAUGAUGAAGAUGAAAAUCUUGGUCAUUGUAAUGGAAAUUUUAUCUCUAAGGACAGAAAUGAAAUUUCAACUGUCCCAAGCAAAUAUGAACAGAAGAAGGCAAAGAAACAAGCUAAAAAGCAAGCCAAACACCAUCGCCGACAGCAGAAAUCCCAAGCGAAAACACUUAGUUUAGAGGAUUCCGCUGUCAAAUGUUCUUUGGAUGAAGAUCAGAGAGGAAAACAUGAUGCCUCUGCAGAAGGCAGUGAGGACCUAGACUCAAAUGGCAUUGAAGCAGAGGCCUCUGCAGAACCAGAUAAAUGUAACAGCUUAUCAACUGACCAUUGUCUUGGGACCACAGCAAAAGAAACUAUGGCAGUUAAUGGUCAAGAAGUGAGCCAAGAAAAUCUAGAUGUUGAAGAGGACAGCAAAUCUGCUGAAACUGAACAAAAAGAAAGGUACUCUGAUUCCCAUAAUUCCAAGGACUCUGACACUUCAGAUACAUUAGAGUCAAACAGAAUUUCAGAGGACCUAGUUAGUGCAUCCAGUGAAGAUGAAGAAACGGUUAUCAAUAAUAUGAAUAAACUGAAUCUCGAUGAGUCCGCGACAAAUCAUGAUGAAAUAACUUCAAAUCAAGUGGAGUGUGAGAGUGAUUCUGGAACUCCAAAUGAUCAACUCUCUUCCAUUAAAAAUGGUCGGACAUUGUUCUUGGAUCAGGAGAAAGCAUUUUGCACACCUACAAACAGAAAGCUGCUCAGUGGAAAAGACUGCUCUGUUGAGGCUUGUUUACAGCAGUUCACUCAGAUAGAAAAUCUCACUGGAGCAAAUAAACUACUUUGUGAAGAAUGUACCCGAAGACAGUACAAAAGUGGAAUAAAGAGCAAGGCAAAUGAUGACAAGUGUGUGUACAGGAAUGCCAAGAAACAAAUACUUAUUUCGUCAUUUCCCCCAAUUCUUAUACUUCAUUUGAAAAGGUUUCAUCAGCUGGGGUUCAAUCUUCGUAAAAUAAACAAGCAUAUCCAUUUUCCACAAGUUCUUGACCUUACUCCAUUCUGUGCAGUGAGCUGCAAGAAUGUUGAAGGCUAUACAAAUAUAUCAUACAGUCUCUAUGGAGUUGUGGAACACAGUGGCACAAUGAGAUCUGGGCAUUAUACGGCUUAUGUCAAGGUGCGAGCUCCCAGAAAACACCUUUCUGAAUAUGCGCUCAGUCGACAUAAAGCGCCAAUUAUCAAUGCAGAGGCACCAAGGGGAAGGUGGUUCCACGUAAGUGACACCCAUGUGAAAGCAGUGCCAGAGUCUGAAGUAAUGAAUGCGCAGGCCUACCUCCUGUUCUAUGAGAGGAUCUUUUAAUUUUUGCUGAUUAAAUGAGUUAUUGAUCACUUUCAUCUGUACCAGAAUGGUCUACUUUUGUUUCUGAGGGAAGAAAAAAUGGAAUCUAUGCAACAUUUAUCAAAUGAAAACAUUGACUGUGACGAGCACCAAAAAUGUUAUCUGUAUGAUCUGUAAAUUAGUCUUUCUAAACCACUAAGAUUACCAUGUAUUUUCCUACAUAUUAAACAUUGAUUUUUUUAAAAAAGUAAGCAGUGAUACUUUGGGAGAAUAAAAUUGAUUCCUUUUAAUAGCAAAAUAAAUUUCAGCAUCCUUUAAUCUGAGUAACUUUGAAACAUUCAUUGAUGUAUCCUUUUACAUGUAAAAUGAGUUGGGAGAAUAUGCAGGUUUUAAUUAGGUUCAAUUUUAAUGGAGAAUGCUUCGCAGUUCCACUCAUUUACAUGUAAAAUGAAGAUGGGUAUUGAUCAGAUCUGUUAGCUUUUUCCAUUCACUGAGGAUCAACAACUUUGAGAUACCUUUAUUAAGUGAUUUGUUUCAUAUGUAUGACGUGCUGAAUUUCAAUGUUGUAAGCUUUGUCUCAGGAAAUUGCAAUCAAUAAAAUUUAAUUCUUGUCGUACAUUGUUUUUUUCAUAAACAUUGCUUCACACCCACAGACUUAAUUAAUCAAGCCUCCCCUCUGAAUUGUAUUCAAUACUUAGCCUUAACUGACAUGAGUGGUCCAUAUCCCACUGUCUUUGUUUCAAGCUUUUUAACAUCAACAUCUUUACAAUACACUCAUAUUACUUAACAUUGAGGAUAUGUUCCUUGGAGGUGGAGCGCUAUUGCUGAGGAGAUUGCUGAGCCUCUGGCAAUGAUAUUUGCAUCAUCAAUGGGGACAGGAGAGGUUCCAGAUUGGAGGGUUGCAGAUGUUGCUCCCUUAUUCAAGAAAGGGAGUAGAGAUAGCCUAGGAAAUUAUAGACCAGUGAGUCUUACUUCAGUGGUUGGUAAGUUAAUGAAGAGCCUGAGAGGCAGGAUUUUUGAACAUUUGGAGAGGCAUAAUAUGAUUAGGAAUAGUCAGCAUGGCUUUGUCAAAGGCAGAUUGUGCCUUAUGAGCCUGAUUGAAUUUUUUGAGGAUGUGACUAAACACAUGGAUGAAGAAAGAGUGGUAGAUGUAGUGUAUAUAGAUUUCAGCAAGGCAUUUGAUAAGGUACCCCAUGCAAGGCUUAUUGCGAAAGUAAGGAGGCAUAGGAUCCAAGGGACAUUGUUUUGUGGAUCCAGAACUAGCUUGCCCACAGAAGGCAAAGAUUGGUUGUAGACAGGUCAUAUUCUGCAUGGAGUGGUGUGCCUCAGGGAUCUGUUCUGGGACCCUUGCUCUUCAUGAUUUUUAUAAAUGACCUGGAUGAGGAAGUGGAGGGAUGGGUUAGUAAGUUUACUGAUGACACAAAGGUUGGGGAUGUUGUGGAUAGUGUGGAGGGCUGUUAGAAGUUGCAGCGGGACAUUGAUAGGAUGCAAAACUGGGCUGAGAAGUGGCAGAUGGAGUUCAACCCAGAUAAGUGUGAGGUGGUUCAUUUUGGUCGGUCAACUAUAAUGGCAGAAUAUAGCAUUAAUGGUAGGACUCUUGGCAGUGUGGAGGAUCAGAGGGAUCUUGGGGUACAAAUCCAUAGGACACUCAAAGCUGCUGCGCAGGUUGACUUUGUGGUUGAGGUGGCAUACAGUGUAUUGGCCGCCUUCAAUCAUGGAAUUGAAUUUAGGAGCAGAGAGGUAAUGUUGCAGCUAUUUUGGACCCUGGUCAGACCCCCACUUGGAGUACUGUGCUCAGUUCUGGUUGCCUCACUACAGGAAGGAUGUGAAAACCAUAGAAAGGAUGCAGAGGAGAUUUACAAGGAUGUUGCCUGGAUUGGGGAGCAUGCCUUAUGAGAAUAGGUUGAGUGAAGUCAGCCUUUUCUCCUUGGAGUGACAGAGGAUGAGAGGUGACCUGAUAAGAGGCGUAUAAGAUGAUGAGAGGCAUUGAUCGUGUGGAUAGUCAGAGGCUUUUCCCAGGGCUGAAAUGGCUGCCACAAGAGGGCACAGGUUUAAGGUGCUUGGGAGUAGGUACAGAGGAGAUGUCGGGUCGGUUUUUUAUGCAGAGGGUGGUGAGUGCAUGGAAUGGGCUGCUGGCAAUGGUGGUGAAGGUGGAUGCGAUAGGGUCUUUUAAGAGACUUUUGGAUAGGUACAUGGAGCUUAGAAAAACAGAGUGCUAUGGGUAACCCUAAUAAUUUCUAAGGUAGGGACAUGUUCGGCACAACUUCAUGGGCUGAAGGGCCUGUAUUGUGCUGUCAGUUUUCUGUUUCUAUGUAAAUCAGCACUAUGCGGUCAUUAUAAUACAUAAAUGGACACGUGCCCGAUUUAAAAAAAAAUCAAACUGAAGAUAAUGAUAUUUUAUGUGUACACAGUAAUUUGUGAAGUAACAACCAUGCAAAUAGGCCUAACCUGUAUAUCAGUGGAGCAGCAGCGCAGGGAAAUGGGUGGUGGGUUACAUCUUAGAGGAAGGGACCAGGCUGUUGAUCCUCCUCUAACUUUGGCUUCUUCAAGUAGGUGUCAAGAUUUGACUGCCUUUUAAGUUUCCUCUCAUGAAGAAUAGCUCUGCUGAUUCUCAAAGCUCCUCGUUAUUAAGUAUCUCACAACAAGAAUGCAGUAACUCUUCAACUUUGCCAUCAUUAACAUUCUCUAAUCCCACUUCACUGGUCAGUUUAACCAAGUGUGGAUGACUGGUUCUGCCUGAAAUCCUAGAAUGCCAUUCAAUGCUUCUGGCCAUAGCUUCUAUUACAUUCCAUUCAUGCAGUUUGAAGUUAUUUCAGUGUAGGUUGCUCUGAAACGGUUGUCUACAGCUUUCAUGACAUUCGUAGUUUUCCAAAAUUGCCUGAUGGAUUGUUUCUCUUGACAUUUUGUUUCCUCUACAGUUGCUUGAAUGUGCUUUUUAAAGCUAGUAGGCUUUAAAAUUCAAUAUUGCCUUGAUCCAUCGUUUGGAAUGAAGUGGUGGUGGGUGGAAGGUAAACCACUUCUACAGGAGCGCAGGCCUAGAGUUGUCAAGAUUCUCAGGAUGGCCUGGGACAUCAAGCACUAACAAUGCUUUCGGAUCAAGGUCAGGCUUCUGGACAAAAAAAGCGUAACAAACCUAUUUUGGAAAAUACUAAUAGUCACCGACGAAUUCUUGUUUGAUUUCCAAAUCACUGGUAGACUUGAUUUUAAAAUGCUCAUGGUGGUUCAGAGUGAUACACAAUCAAAGGCUUAACUUAAAAGUCACCUUUAGUUAGCAUAGUGUUAACCGGUUCUUUGCAGCCUUGCGCCUUUUCCAUUAUUAUCAGCCAGUUUUGGGGCAUGUUUCAUUGUGUUUGGUCAUCCACCAAUAUAUUUAGUCUAUCUUCCUUUUUUUUCAAGCAAAUGGCUCCCCAAACAAGUCAGCUUCGUUGAUGAUAACUUUGAGGUUGUUUCAUAAGCUUUUAUCGUGUCUGCAUUUUAUUAAUUGUUCUGAUCGUUGAUAUAGCCAAUUUUAAAGCGCCAACAUCAACCUGUCACUCACCAGCUUCCAAACACUGCAUCACUUGCAGCUUCAUAACCAGGCUAAUGCUUUUCCUAGAUAUCUUAGAUGAACAGUACUACCCCCACUGGAAGCUGCAGGCCAUUCUCCAGCCAUGAUGAGUUUUAAAAUAAAGGACUAAAUUAGCAGGGGAGCAAGAGUUAUGUAAAGCACUCUCAUUGGCUGAUUGUUUGCUGUAAUGGCCACUAUUGAAGUUUAGUGAUGUUUAGAAAAUAUUUUUUGUAAUUAAAAAAAUUCAAUGAAGAAUUGAAUAACUGCAUUGUAAUGAAUCAGCACUAUGUGGGGCCUGAGUGUACUACAUCUUACUCCAUUGUUAGGGGUCUG
Messenger RNA from Mobula hypostoma (lesser devil ray), 6645 nucleotides. RefSeq names its product ubiquitin specific peptidase 16 (gene usp16). NCBI's taxonomy places the organism in Eukaryota, Metazoa, Chordata, Chondrichthyes, Myliobatiformes, Myliobatidae. Gene Ontology annotation, biological process: protein deubiquitination. The record is from RefSeq and is a predicted model, not a curated record. Bases 258 to 2786 code for a protein of 842 amino acids. Gene Ontology annotation, molecular function: zinc ion binding; cysteine-type deubiquitinase activity. The transcript is spliced from 19 exons.